AUGGACGUCACUCCCGAGCUGCAAAAAGCCGUGCAGGCUGUGCUCGAUGACACAUCCGUCCCGCUACUCAGCCGGUGGCAGCGAGUAGCUGACAAGUUGGUCGAGGGUGGACUGGCAUGGCGGGCGAAGUUGCAAGCGAGCAGCAUGCUGGUCCACAACCACAACAGGGGCGGUCUCGGUGUCAGUGGACAUGGGUGCCACCUGAAAGGCGAAGCCCUGGCCAAAAGCGGCUUCGACAUGAAAUUCCUCCAUUCAGCUGUCUGUUUCGAGAUCAGCCACGAGCCGAGCCGACUGGCUGAACAGCUGGAGUUCAACCGUAAGUUGGUGGAGCAAGCCUCCGGGCUCUUGGCGCCGCUGCAGGGUGCAGAAAGAUACUUGUCCGUGAGUUGCGGGCACACAACUCAGUUUGUGAAGGCCGUCCUCUGCAGCUGCCAGACACCCGUGCUGUCUCUCGCCGACCAGACAGGCCGACUGAACAGGGAGGCCCUGGGCAGAGAUAGCCAUCUGAAUGAGAUGCUCUCCGAAGGGUGGACUUGGCUGGUGAUUAGCUCUCGGGCUGAGUCCGCCUUUCCGCAGCUGCCUUCAUUGGCCGAAAAGGCAAUGAACAGCUCCAACUCAGCUUUCACGGCGACGAUGGAAGUAGAGAGCAUGCUUCAUAUGCAGGAGAUCAUGCAGAAGCAGAUCGCUGAGGGCAAGGAGAUCGAUGUUGAGGCCGUCGCCUCCGAGGUGGUGCCUGUUGGGACGACAUUGAUGCAAUACUCUCCGUUUUUGUGCCGAUGGCUCGAAAAGUUCAGCGACGGCGGAAAGUUUCUCACCCAGUUCCUUUCGCCGUUUAGCCGAGAGCAUGGAGGCAACUGUAAUCUGGGAGAAGAUUUUUGGGCCAUGGCCGCAGGCAGAGGCACUUUCGCUGGCAAUGCGGCAAUGCCAAUGGUUCGGCUGGCCAUGCUAGCGACCAACUAUGCAGCUCCUGGGCACAAGAUGGUUGACGGCUAUGCGAAGCUGAUCGUCCAGGCUGACUGGACCAAAAUGAAAAGCGCCAAAUUUCAGCCGAAGGUGAAUGAGAUGGAGCAGCAGCUCUACGAGUGCUGGCGAGUGGCAGAGAAGGAGCUUCCGAGCUUGGACUCGGUCCGCACCUUCGGCAAGUGCUGCAUUCGCAUGGCACUCCAUGUGCUCCAGAAAGAGAAGAUGGGUCGAGAGGCCAAGACGUACAAGUCCCUUGCGGAGAUCCGGGCACUCUUCAAUGACCAAAUGGCUGGGGUGGCUGCUGCCUUGUCACCGCUACAGCAGAAAAAAAAUGCAGGAGCCAGUGUGGCUAGCUUGAGCGAGAACUACGACCCCCUCUACCAAGCGAUGCAGCAAAUCAAGCUGGAACUUGGCAUGAACUACAUCAUGGAGGACAGGAUGUGGAAGCUCGUAGCUAUGUCAUCGGCCACUUUGUCUCUAGAGCUUUGCGAUCUCUUCGAGGCGGAGAGCAGGGACAUCCCGACGGUGAAGGCGGUCAAGCUCCUCAAGGCCACGAAGCAAUCAGCUCCCGAGCUCUUGCCGGCUACAAUCUGCAAGAACAGGGAUGUGCAGCACCUGUUUGCUAUGGAGGCCAUGCAAGCCGCUGCCUGGGUUUAUUUGCUGAAACAGGCGGAGAAGUACGACAAGUUGUGGAACUACAUUUGCUUGGAUGGCACAGGCAAAAAAGCUUACACUUCUGUGAAGAUUCCCAAAGGCGGCCUCAUGCUGGUUCCCUCGACAGAUUCGCCCCACAAGCUGGUUCAAAAGGAGCCCGAUAAGAAAAAGCCAUACGGCUUCUUCAAGUUCGGAGGGACGGAUUUCUAUAUCCUUCCACCCGCCAUUUAUCGAAAGGGUGACGGCUUGGCGAAGCCAGACACUGGGAGCACGUGUGCUUACUGGUGGGUGCAGAGGGGCCAAACAGCAGGGUCGCAGGAUCCAUGCUGCAUGGAGGAGCACGAGUGGCAAGUGGGCAAGAACAACAUGAUCGUCGUGCUCCAGAACUCCGUGCCGAUGGAGAAGCACACCCUCCUCACCAUGGAGGUGGAGGAAGAGGAGGAGCAGAAUAGUCGACCUGCGAAGAAGGCCAAGAAGUGA
Messenger RNA from Symbiodinium sp. CCMP2592, 2097 nucleotides. NCBI's taxonomy places the organism in Eukaryota, Dinophyceae, Suessiales, Symbiodiniaceae. The record is from the annotation of a GenBank genome assembly.